UUAUGAGCAUUUUGCACGUAGACUGAUCUAUUUUCGUUUGGUCGGAUUGAAAGCUGGGAUGUGUGGCAGCUUACUCUGAUAGAUUACUCCUCUCAUUGUGUUUCUGGGCUCGGUUUUUAAGCUCUAGCUUGUGAUUUGCCUCUUGUGCAGCAUGGCGACAGCGGUGAUCAAGCCGCAAUGCCAUGCGGCUCUCGCCAGCGCAUCGCGCGCGCGACUGGCGAAGUCGUCGUCGUCGCAGCCGUCGCACAUGAAAUCGCCGAUCUACGGCCGGCCCGUCGCCGCCAGCUCGUACCUCGAGUCGCACGCCGCGAUCGUCGCAGCGUCGCCGAUCGCAGCCACUCCGGCCUCGGCAAUUCGCAACCGUCGCGAGAAGCGCCGCGCCGUCGCCUCCGCAGCAGAAGGUGAAGCGGCGGGAGCUGCGCCGGUGCCGGCGGCUCCCGCGGCGGUGGUGCCGUGGAGGGGCGCGAAUAUGAAGACGCUGGGCGUGGCGGUGGCGACGGGCGUGGCGGUGUGGUACUGCCCGCGGCCCGAUGGCGUGGCUGCAAACGCGUGGCAGCUGUUGGCGAUCUUCCUCGCGACGAUCAUCGGCAUCAUCACUCAGCCGCUGCCGUUGGGAGCGGUGGCGCUCAUGGGGCUGGGCGUGAGCGUGCUCACCAAGACGCUCACCUUCGCUGCCGCCUUCAGCUCCUUCGGUGAUCCCAUCCCGUGGCUCAUCGCGCUCGCCUUCUUCUUCGCCAAGGGCUUCAUCAACACGGGGCUCGGCAACCGCGUGGGUUACCAGUUCGUCGCCGCUUUCGGCAGCACGUCGCUGGGCCUGGGCUACAGCCUCGUGCUGUCGGAAGCCAUGCUCGCGCCCGCCAUCCCCUCCGUGUCCGCACGCGCGGGCGGGAUCUUCCUCCCGCUGCUGAAGGCGCUCUGCCAGGCGUGCGGCAGCCGCACGGACGACGGGACUGAGAAGAAGCUGGGUGCCUGGCUCGUGCUGACGUGCUUCCAGACGUCCAUCAUCUCAUCCGCCAUGUUCCUCACCGGCAUGGCCGCCAACCCCCUGGCAGUGAACCUGGCGGCAGGCGCCAUCGGGCACACGAUCGGGUGGACGGAGUGGGCCAAGGCGGCCAUGGUGCCGGGACUCAUCUCGCUGGCCGUCAUGCCGGCGCUGCUGUACGUCAUCUACCCGCCCGAGAUCAAGUCCAGCCCCGACGCGCCCAAGCUCGCCAAGGAGAAGCUGGCGGCCAUGGGGCCCAUGAGCACCAACGAGAAGAUCAUGGCGGCCGUGCUGGUUGGCACGGUUGGCCUGUGGGUGUUCGGUGGCGUGCUGGGCAUUGACGCGGUGACGGCCGCCAUAAUGGGCCUGAGCGGGCUGCUGAUAACGGGCGUGGUGACGUGGAAGGAGUGCCUGGGGGAGGGCGUGGCCUGGGACACACUCACCUGGUUUGCGGCGCUCAUUGCCAUGGCCAACUACCUCAACAAAUUCGGGCUCAUUGCGUGGUUCAGCCAGACUGUUGUCAACGUCGUGUCAUCCAUGGGUCUGGCCUGGCAGCCAGCCUUCGGCCUCCUCGUGAUCCUCUACUUCUACUCGCACUACUUCUUUGCGUCCGGCGCGGCGCACAUCGGAGCCAUGUUCGUCGCCUUCAUCUCAGUGGCCUCUGCCCUCGGCACGCCGCCCCUGCUCGCUGCCAUGGUGCUCUCCUUCGUCUCCAACCUCAUGGGGGGCAUCACGCACUACGGGAUUGGGUCCGGCCCGCCGUUCUACGGGUCGGGGUACGUGUCGCUGAAUGAUUGGUGGUUCUACGGGUUUAUCUGCAGCGUGGUGAAUCUGGUGAUCUGGCUUGGAGUGGGUGGCGUGUGGUGGAAGUUUCUGGGGAUCUGGUAAACGGAAUGAGGAAGGGGUGUGGAGUGGAGGGGAUAUAUCAUGCGCAAAACUUAUGUAGCGUGCAGUGCAGAGCAGACUGUUUCUUUAGGGUUGGUGUAUCAACACCGUAGAUGGUUGAUUAUCACAAGCUAUUGAACAGAGAGAUCCAUGGCCAUUGCAUUUUGAGUUCGGAUUUACAAGCCCCAUGUGAACAUGAGUGACAAUAGUAU
Molecule: messenger RNA, 2079 nt
Organism: Closterium sp. NIES-67
Lineage: Eukaryota; Viridiplantae; Streptophyta; Zygnematophyceae; Desmidiales; Closteriaceae
Source: the annotation of a GenBank genome assembly